Messenger RNA from Mesorhabditis belari, 1020 nucleotides. The record is from the annotation of a GenBank genome assembly. NCBI's taxonomy places the organism in Eukaryota, Metazoa, Nematoda, Chromadorea, Rhabditida, Rhabditidae.
AUGACCACCUCCGUCGGCUUGCUGGUUUUCACGACAGUAACAAUCUUCAUAUCAUCAACGCACAGUACGACAACGGCACCAUAUUUCGAUUCUCGCAACGAAUUGGCUUGUCGUAAUGAAUGGUUGAUGGAUGAUGAUUGGAGAAGAACAGCUGUCAAUACUCUCAAUGAUUACCGUCAAAGUGUUGCUAAUGGAACAGCGAAAAAUAAGACGGGGAAUCUUCCAGCUGCCAAGAAUAUGUAUCAAUUGUUUUACAACUGUAAAUUGGAGGAUUUUGCCUUGGAUUGGGUGUCGUCUUGUGGGUGGCCACGAAAUGGAAGCGAACCACUGUGGCCGGUGCCGAAAAACACGAUCACCACCUCUGGAAUAAGUGCCAGUCCGCUAAAUAAGACAGAAGUCAAGGCCAAGCUCAUCUCGAUGUUUCAAAGUGAUCUCGGACAAAUUGUCACUAAUGGGAUCCAGCCAAACCUCAUCUACGAUAACACAAAUAUUCAAAGAUGGAACAAUUAUGUGACUGGAGCAAAAACGGCUGUCGGAUGUGCUUAUUAUCCACAUUGUGCAUCGGAGAACGCCACUUUUGGAGUCACGUACUAUAUUGCUUGUGUCUUCGAUGAACCAUCAGCUGCUAUGGGCAAACCAGCCUAUGAGGCCGGCUCGAAAUGCGCUCAAGACUCGGAUUGUACUACUUAUAACCACAGUACUUGUGAUACAACGACUGGCUUGUGCAAUUAUGUCUUCUAUCCAUCUCCUGCAUACUAUGCACAGAAUUGGGACAAAUUGGACCUAAAAGAGAUUAUCUACGGAUUGGUGCCGAGGGGAUAUAUGCCGUACAAAUUCUACUCGAAUUCUCAACAAGUCGUUGCUAUGGCUCAAAAUACCUUGAAUGAUGUGAACCGUGUGAUUAAUGGGGUGCAACAAGUGGCCGAUAAGGCGAUCCCCGUACUCGAAAAUUUUGAUCAAACCAUUCCCGAUAUCGCUAAUAAGGUGUCGGAAAUCGGUAAAGAAAUGGGCAUUCGAAUC